AUGUCCACUCACAAUCGACCAAGUACCCAUAACACACGAACUGCAGCCGUAACUUUCGAUAUCAGAUUUGGAGGUGCCAUGCCCACUACUGGCGUACUCAAUGGGGCCAGUAACGCCGAAAGCAGCGCGUUCAGCGAUUUUUCUGGAAGUUUUGAGCGCGUUGAACAGUACACUAACAUGCUACAAUCAGCAAACGCUUCUUACAAAGACUGCUCAGGGGAAAUGGCUCGGUGCUUGGUAGCCACUCGAAAGGGGGUCUUGAAUGAGCUCAAAUUACUGGGGAUAGAUAGUACUCGCCCAAUUUUCUGGUUAAAUGGACCGGAUGGGAAGUCUACCCUGGCUCAGACCGUAGCAGAAUGGCGUGCAGAUGAAGGGAGGCUUGUUGCCAGCUUUUUCUUCUUCCGGGGAACAGGAAACCGAGACAAAGUAUCUCGCUUCAUUCCUACGUUGACAUUUCAGCUGUCCAUCACUAUCGAAAAUAUGGAGCCAUUGGUUAAAAACUUCAUUGCUAGAAAACCCUUCCUCGCCGAUAAGGAUGCUCGACUCAGUUAUCGAUUUGACAAUGCUGCCGUACGAAAACCGACGGUGAUACUAGUAGUCAUCGAUGCUUUAGACGAAUGCGAAAUUAGGGACGGAGGAUCAAUAAACCAGUCCCCCAACGCUGCAGUUGAAGCAUGCAUAAUGGUAUACGAGAGCCUUGGCCUUCGUCGAAGGUCCUUCGAGUCAACACUAGUUAAAGUUGUUCAGGAAGAAGAGGGCAUGCCGCAUCAAAUGCUUCUAGGUGCAUUACAGACACAUGGCCUGGAUCCUCUGUAUAUAUGUCUUUCCUCGUCAUUCAAUCCAUUCUCCUUAUUCCCGAAACCAACGACAGUCCGGUUCACUUAGUCCAUAAAUCGCUCCGAGAUUUCUUAACGACACAAUCACGCUCAGGUCUCUAUUUCACAGCCCUCCUAACUGUCACGCUUCCAUUGCAAUUGAUUGCCUAGAAAAUAAUGCAAAACAGCACGUUCACAAACGGGCUGCACUGCCUUCAAGUUCAACAGGCUGUCGAUGGUUGAAACGAUCGUCAUCCAGAUCCAUUCCUAUACGUUUCUUCUAUGGUGGACUUCACUGGCAGCGUCUGUGACUCUCGGGGUACAUUCUGUAAUCCGAAAUGGGUCUCUCAGCAAUGAUGACGCUGUUAAAGGCUUUGUCGCGAUGCCCCAAGAUUUACGGUGGGCACUACGUAGUCUCAAUAUCACACAUGCGAUAUACUCUAUCAAUAGCGACAAGAGCAGCAAACGGAAGAGACAACAAAUUGAGCAGUUAAGAACUUCAAACCGUCGCGUGCAAAACUGGCCAGGCUUUGAUGGUUGAUUUCCAGCAUCAGCCAAGUGCUCACCUAACCCUCACAAACAUCCACAGGAGGGACUUGACGAGUUUUCAAGAUCCUCGUCUUGGGCCAGAAGGACGUUUCAAGGCUUUAUCAUCUUGCCAGUGC
Serpula lacrymans var. lacrymans S7.9 is the source of this 1480-nucleotide messenger RNA. RefSeq lists its product as uncharacterized. The transcript has 8 exons. Bases 1 to 885 code for a protein of 294 amino acids. The record is from RefSeq and is a predicted model, not a curated record. Lineage: Eukaryota; Fungi; Basidiomycota; Agaricomycetes; Boletales; Serpulaceae.